Molecule: messenger RNA, 2765 nt
Organism: Leptomonas pyrrhocoris
Lineage: Eukaryota; Euglenozoa; Kinetoplastea; Trypanosomatida; Trypanosomatidae
Exons: 1
Coding region: 249-2765 (838 amino acids)
Source: RefSeq, a predicted model, not a curated record
AGUUCCAAUUUGCGCUGCUCCUCUGCAACCGCAGGCAAUCGAGUGAAGAUUAAGCAAGGAAUCACACGACUGCCUUCUCAGGGACUCCGUUCCACCUAAUCCACUGCUCUUAUAUAUAUAUAUACAGAGACUAUUUAUACUACACUAAAAGACCUAACAAACCAGGCAAGUGAUCGCAGCAAGCAGGCAAGAAGAAGGACUAAAGGAGCACUCGUCAACGACUUCAACGUGACGUUGUAAAACAUAAGAUGUCGCGGCGCACCUUCUUGGAAAACAUGCUUCAGGAGGCGCGCAACUGGGACGCCUCGGACGUGGACAGUCCACGGCUUAGCAGCGGCCGCGAUCCCACCAGCACCAAUCGCGCCUCGCCGGGGGAGAUGAGUGCGAAAGACUCGACGCACACGCCGAGGGACACAGUGCGGCGGCCCUCUUCUCGUGCUGCCGCCACUGUCACCGCCACAACACCAUCAACGCUCUCCGCCGUGCGUAGCACCAACUCCCGCGUCACGUCCGACCCCCUGCCCUCCACCGCAGCCACCCGUGAUGCUCCGCUGACAGACAACGCGCGGCGCACGGCACACCGGGCCGACUUCCCUGCGAAUGCAGAUGCAGCAGUGGCGGUGUCACGCUCCUCAUCGCCGCCGCUGCACACGCCGCUGACGGUGGUGGAGCUGGAGGAUGAAGAUCACCCGGUCGGGACUUUAAAGUUGCUGACCAGGCGAACAAACGGCCACGCCCAGCUGAGUCUGCUCCCUGAAACCCUAGAGACGGAUGGCGGCAACGAGCAGGCGCAAAGCGAGGGGACACCGGCGUCGUCGAUGCCGCGCAGUGCUUCGGCGAACCACAUCCAGCCGCAGCCGACGCAGCGCCGCUCCAGUCAAUCGAUGUCGACGGUGCCAGACGUGCUCGUCACCCCACGCGCACCAAACUAUGGCCGCUUCUCCAACCCGCGCAACGGCAGCGGUCAGUCGAGCCAAUCGGUCAGCGCUCUGACCCCCGUGGCAACGGUGGCACGCGGCCGCUGCGCCCGCCCAGGCGGUGACCACAGCGGGCGCAGCGACAGCAUCAACCGCAUGGAGGCGUCGCUGAUCGCGCUGCAGGUGGAGCUGGCGACGGAGAAGCGAAACAACAUUGAGGCAGAGCACCAUAUCAUGACGUUGAACACGGAGGUGCGGAAGCUGCGUGCGGAGAACGCGCGGCUGUCGCGGGAGGUGGCCGAGUCCGCAGCAACACCAGUCGGUGGUCACCACAGGAAGGACGCGACGACGUCUGCUGCAGCGGCAGAGGCGGCAGCGGUCGCUUCAGCAUCCGACCCUUCUAUUCUUCUGCACGGCGACGCGGCGGUGGCGGCAAGGCGCAUUGAGGCACUGGAGGCCCGGGUCGGGGAGUUCGCGCGCAACCUGGAAACGAAGCAGCGCGAGAUCGACACCAAGGACGAGCGUAUUCGCCUGCUGGAGCACAAACUGGCUGAUCAGCUGCUCCUGCAGACCGGCGUGCACUAUCUGACCAUGCCCGCCGCCGCCGCCUCUUUCCCGACGCCAGCUGCCCAAACACCGCCGCCGCCGCAGCAGCAGCAAAGUCAUCAACACAACGGCAAUGCGAGUUUAUCAGGGCACAACGUAAGUAACGCGACGGCCGCCGGCCUUCUCUCACGCCGGCCGUGGUACGCCGCGGCCCCAGACACCGCCCUGGCAGGCCCAAAGAUCAGCACCAUCCGCCACGUCCCGCUGGGCUGGCAGGCGCACCCAGCUGACGACGCCGCCGCCGCCACCAACAACGUGCGAGGUGCAUCCGCGGUGCGGCGGCGCAGCCCUGUCGGCGCCCACGCCGGCGGUCCGUCCGAUGACCUUCUGCAGCUCAGUCCAGUGCCACCACAGAACGAGAAGACGGAGGGGGAGGACCGCACUCGCACUCCGCCGCCCCCGACCGCCACCACCGCCGCCUCGUCCCCGGUGCCGGCUGACAAGAAGGAACUCGUGGCGGGCGAACGCGAAAAACGCAAAACCCCGGUGCGGCACCCCAGCGCACACCGCGAGCUCCCACUUCGACCGCAGAGCACCCGUCGUCGGCCGAGUGGGUCCUCGCGAGGCAGCAUCAGUGCAACACCGAUGGAGGGGGGACGGCGUGUGUCACGGCCGGAGCUGAUGGGCGUACGGACAGACUCCAUCGGCAGCGAGCCGCACAAAACCGCUGCUGCUGCGUCUCCUGCGGGUGUCGCGCGGAUUCGGGAGGCCGGGUCGUCGCCGUCUGCAAGCGGGCGUCUCAGCGCACGUCGGCCCUCCGUCAGCCGCCGCUCGUCUUCCUUCUCGCAGUACGCGGCGCCGGAGGCGGACGGUUCACUGGGGAGAGACUCCGGCCGCAGGUCCGGCGGCGGCCACCCGGCGCACCUGAGCGUGUCCGGCAGCAGCGGUGUCGCCGCCAACUCCGCCGGCGCGGUUUACACAAUGAAUCAACGCGCGCUGUCGACGUACCGCUCCGCCCGGCCGCCGUCGGCGACGCGGUCGAUGGCGCAGCAGAGCGUGCGCUCCAGUACCUCGACGCGGCAGCGCCCGCAGAUCGCCUUCACCUCCGACGGGGAGACAUCCACGAUGAAGGGCACCACCACCACUGUCAUGUUUCGCGCGCGCGACGGGCGGGCAGGGAGCAACCCGGCGGCCAGCGACGGCAGCCACGGCAGCACCACCGCUGCAGAUCCUCAAGUGGCCGCGGCGACAGCUACGGGGCCGUCGAACUCCGCCGCAGACUCUUCCAUCGCGGCGAUUUAA